Molecule: messenger RNA, 1050 nt
Organism: Euleptes europaea (tarantolino)
Lineage: Eukaryota; Metazoa; Chordata; Lepidosauria; Squamata; Sphaerodactylidae
Gene: LDLRAD2
Product: low density lipoprotein receptor class A domain containing 2
Exons: 4
Coding region: 1-1050 (349 amino acids)
Molecular function (GO): protein binding
Source: RefSeq, a predicted model, not a curated record
AUGGAGCCCCUUGGGCCUGAUUUCCCAAGGCAGGGAAGUCCUGUGGGCGGCUUCGCUCCUGAUGCGCUUGGUCUUUCUUCCCCAACAGUGAGCGUGGUAGACGUUUGUGGCCAGACCCUCCAAGGGGACGGGAUGGUGUUGACUUCCCACCGAGAUUCCCGCCGUUACUACUUUGUGGCCACAGGCACUGACUGUGAGCUCACCCUGCAGGCCGCCUCCCCUCAAGACCAGGUGCAGUUCCAGUUCCGCUUCUUCCUGGUGUACAGCAUGUGGCCGGAGCUGCCCAGCACUCCGCUCAGUGCCCACAAAGAGCCCCUCCCCCCAGGACCCCCAAAGGCCAGAAGGGAGCAAGAGACUUCAGAGCCUUGUGCCGCAGGUUCCUACGUGCAACUGUACGACGGCAGGGACCGCACUGCCCAGCCGUUGGGAACCCCGCUUUGCGGCAAGAACAUCCCCAGGCCUGUCCUGUCCACUGGCAGCUUCCUGACCUUGCGGCUUGUGACCCGUGGCCAGCAACCCCGUGUGGACUUUGUGGGUGACUUCACGUCCCUCCGAACCGGGUUAAACGCCUCUGCCUGCAGCAGAGAACGGUACUUUCCCUGCCGCAACGGCAAGUGCAUCCCCUGCAGCUUGGUGUGUGACCGCAGCAAUGUCGACAACUGCGGGGAUGGCACAGACCAAGCCGGCCAGCCCCCGGCCUGCUGCAAAGACCCUCUGCCGGUCCAGGCCUCCGCCAUGGUCAGUGCUCUGCCAAGGCGGGUGACCCGUGCAGGACUCCAGGAGAGCCUGCUGCCGCCUGCAGGUGCUGCCGCCUGGGACAAAGCAGACAAGCACCGGACCUUCUUUGCCCCGCUGGCUGCUGCCGUCGGAGCAGCUCUCCUGUACUGGUGCUGCUGGAACCCCGGCUUCUUCCUUUGGAGAGUCGGCGCUUGCCGGUUCCUGCCUGGUUGCAACGCUGCCUGUGCUGCCUGCCAUCUUUUCAUGCAGAGCUGUGCCCACAGGAAGCCCAUCCAAGUGACCCCGGAGGCUGGCGCCCAAUUGCCGGUGUGA